This is a messenger RNA of Cheilinus undulatus (humphead wrasse), 3454 nucleotides long. It is a transcript of the gene cnp, whose product is annotated as 2',3'-cyclic nucleotide 3' phosphodiesterase. The transcript is spliced from 4 exons. NCBI's taxonomy places the organism in Eukaryota, Metazoa, Chordata, Actinopteri, Labriformes, Labridae. Gene Ontology annotation, cellular component: cytoplasm; membrane. Gene Ontology annotation, biological process: cyclic nucleotide catabolic process. The coding region runs from base 137 to 2557 and encodes 806 amino acids. The record is from RefSeq and is a predicted model, not a curated record. Gene Ontology annotation, molecular function: 2',3'-cyclic-nucleotide 3'-phosphodiesterase activity.
AGCGGGUGUGUAUCUGUGCCAAGGAUUGCCUUGUCAUUGUAUUGAGAGAGAAACGCGUGGUCAGCGGCGCUACCGACAGCUCCCCUGCAGCCUCACUGGUACAUGUUGGUGUGUCAAGUCAGGAUCUGAACCAGUCAUGGAUUUAGAAAAUAGUGGUGAGGUUUUGGAUGUGUCAGAGCCUCCACAGCAAGAGGAGAGUGUCAUGGAAAAAGAGGUUUUGUCCAAAUUGGAGACACCAGAGGAACCCACAGAGCCUGAGAAGCCACCAGCUGCUGAUGGAGAGACCGAGCAGCUGCCUGUGAACGGCCAUGAUGCUGAGGUCAUAAACUUGACCGAAACAGAGGAGCUGAACGUGACAGAAACUGUUACACUGUCCGAGGAGAGAACUGAAAUGGAAAUGGAGGAUAGCCCGCCCAUAGAACCAUCUGACAUGGAGUCGGAGCCUGUUGCGGUGGCUCCACCAGAACCAGAUGAGUCAUCUGAAAAGAUCUCUGACCCAGAAGCAGAAAACACCCAACCUCAAGAGCAGCCGGAGCCAGAGAAUGACCCAUUGCCUGUGCAAGCACCUCUGGCAGACAAGCUCCCUGAACCAGAGCCAGAGAAACCAUCAGAAUCAGUCCCUGAAGCUGAACAGCAAGAGCAAAUGCCACCUGAACCAGAAGCAGUACAGCUGAUGAAUACAGAACCACUUAUCCAAGAAGAGAAAGUGUCAGAGCUAGUGGACACUGAAACACAACAGCAGACUCCAAUGGAUAUUGAGGCAGAAGCAGCAGAGCCUUUAAAAGUGGUGAAAGAAGAAAAACCUGCAGAAAUUGAGAAUUUAGUGGAGAAUUUGAAGACGUUGGUAGUUCGGGAAGAAGUGGAGCAAAUAUCAGAUUUGGUGGCCGGUGCUUCCCCAGAAAAGCCAGCAGAAACUGAGAAAAUGGUGGAAACUGUGUUGGUUGCUGACGUUUCCCCAGAAAAGCCAGCAGAAACUGAGAAAAUGGUGGAAACUGUGGUGGUUGCUGACGUUUCCCCAGAAAAGUCUGCAGAAACAGAGAAAUUGGUGGAGACUGUGUUGGCGACAGAAGUCCAGACUGAAUUGGUGCCUAACAAGUCCCCAGAAAAGCCAGCAGAAACAGAGAAAGUAGCCGAGACUGUGCCAUUGGCCAGUGUUUCCCCAGAGAAUCCAGCAGAACCUGUGACACUAAAAGAGGAGUCAGUGGCUGAAAAUGAAAUUGUGAAACCUGCGGAGGAGGAGAAGAAGGAAAUGGAACAAGAAAAAUCAAUUGUGUCUGACACUCUUAAGGGAGUUGAGGCUGCAGCAGGGGGUGAAGGUGAUAAGUCUGAGACGAAAGCUGUCGAAGCUGAAAAAGAGGAGGAAACGGUUCCUGCAUCAGGUUCACUGUCCUUUGCGCUUCUGGAACAAGAGCAGACCAAAGAUGCCCUGCGAAUCUCUCGUACCCUUGUUGUCCUCAGAGGCCUUCCAGGAAGUGGUAAAAGCUUCCUGGCGCGCGCCAUAGCUGAUGCCUACAAAGACCACUGCUCUGUCCUCUGUGCUGACGAACACGGCGUGAAGCCAGAGAGCCCAGAAGCAUCUGCUGAUGGAUACAAGGCUCUGGAUGAUGCUGUGGUAGCCUGCUGUGGUGCAGCAGCAUCCUCUGUGCUGGUGGUGGUGGAUGACACCAACCACACCCAGGACCGGCUGGCCCACCUUGGGGAGAUCGCAGAGCAGCACCAUCUUGUGGCGGUUUUCUUGGAGCCGCGUACUGAAUGGAGCAGAGAUCCAGCACAGCUGACCAAGAAGACCAGGCGUGGACUGGAGGCGGCUCAGCUGGAAGCCAUGAAAGGUCCACUUUCUGAAAUGUCCAUCCCUCUUUACUUUGGCUGGUUCCUUCUUUCCUCCGUCCAGGAGAAGGUUCGGUGCACAUCCAUGGACUUCCUGAAAACCCUGGACACCUUGGAGACCUUUAAGAAGCACUUACCUGACUUCACUGGAAAAGCUGAGAAGGAGGUGGAUUUGGAGCAGUACUUUCAAGCCAAAGGAGCCCUCCAUUGCACUACAAAAUUCUGUAACUAUGGCAAAGCAGAGGGAGCCAAAGAGUAUGCAGAUAAUCAAGCAGUUAAAGAUCUCUAUGGGACAGUGUCCGAGCUCUCCCUGAGUGCUCUUUUUGUCACCCCGCGCACUGUUGGUGCCAGAGUGUCCCUCACCGAGGAGCAGCUCAUGCUUUGGCCAGCUGAUGCUGAGAAGGAGGCAGAUGUACCCGCAGCUGCCUCCCUCCCCCGAGGCAGCCGCGCCCAUGUCACCCUGGGCUGUGCGGAGGGCGUGGAGCCGGUUCAGACGGGUCUGGAUCUGCUGGAAAUCCUGGCCCUGCAGCAGGAAGGCCAGCAGGGGGAGCUGGUGGAGGAGAUGGAGCUUGGCUCGCUGACCUACUACGGCAGUGGAAGGUGGCUGCUCAGUCUGAGGGAGCCAAUCUGUGCCCCGGCAUGCUUCUCCAGCUACUACGGGCGCAAGGAGUCAGAGCCAGCCAAAAAGGAGCCCGAGAGGAGGAGGAACAAGAAGUGCACCAUACUGUAGAUGGCAGACAUGGGGGUGUGUGGUUGGGAUGACUGGUGGGUUAAAAGUUCAGUUUACUCUGUGAACGGUUGUGUGAUUCUGCAGCCCAAAGGGUUUCAGCUGUAGCCGCCCUAAAUCCACGAGCUGUGUGCCUUUAUUAUUGAUUUGCACCACAACCCAAGAUGCCUUCAAUCAGUUAGGCUUGCUGUUAGUGUUCAGUAUCUUGUUUCACAUAUCGGUGCCGCUAUUGCACUACCUGGUUAUUUACUUAAGCGUUGUUAGCUGCAGUUUAGUCAAAGGUACAUCCUCCUCCUACAGCUCCACACUUAUCUAAUCUUACAUUUACUCUUCUAUAUGUGUCAGUGUUUCUCAGUAUACAGGUUAAAUACUAGGUACUUCCGUUGCAUGCAUUACAGGUAAAUGGUAUCAACAUUCACUCAUUUUUGACCUGCUUAAAGCUUAUCUGCCGCUUCAACACUGUGUCUGGUGUCCUUGUUGUCAUUUCCAUUUCAGUAUGUUUACGCAGCCUAGACAUAAAAAGCAUAUGGGCCAAAGUAAUCUAUUUGUUUAAGUGUAUUAGAAUGAAUGUCAUUAAUAGAGGUCCUCAAUUUAAAAUCUUUGCACUCUGUAUUGUUUGAAUGAAGAGUUCUGUUGAAUUUGGGAUUUGUUUCAACGCUUGCACUUCGUACUUAUCAAAUGCUGUGAAUCCAAGUUGAUGUUUUGCAAUCUUUUCUACUGCGCAAGACUGCAUCACUUAUCCCUUUUAUCCUCUUUGAGCAGCACUUCAUGUUUUGCAUUUCUCUUUAUAUCCUCUGUAAUUUUUGAAGGACAAGUCCUCCUUUGUGUAGCUCUUAUGAAUCACUAUUUUUGCACUUGUUUUGUACACUUAAUAAAAAAGAACAUGCUUUGCUCCAGGAA